ACAAGCAGGUUUGUAUCUGUUUGCAGUAGGACCCGCCCUCUACAUAGCUCCUUGAUUGACGUAAACUAUGCGACGACCCUGGAUUGCAAGAUGUCCAAUAAUUAUGACUGCGAUUAAUGAUUAACUAUAAUAAAUCAAAUAUUAAGAAAAAACAUCUCAGUGUCUUCUUAGUGGUAUGUAUUAUUGUAAUGUCAGGGACGGUUUACACACCCCUACCUCUUUCCCAUCACUAUGUGAUAUUAAUUUGGACCUUACCCCUUCACCGCGAUAACCCGGCCCUGAUAUAACUGGUCGCACACCUAGCUGGUGAGAUUAGAGACAACUGACUUCAGGGACAUAUCAUCAUGAAGCUGUCCCUUGUGGCAUGUGUUUUACUUUUGUUAGGCUAUGUGUCGUCCCAGGCCAGCGUGAGGAUCGAGGUUGACACUGGCUCAGUGAGGUACUUCUCCAGUGCAGUACCCAAGGAAGGGAUAACCAUCACGGUAAGGUCUAUUCAGGGCACAGGUGUCCUAUAUUUCUCCACACAAACCAGGACCCCGGGACCGACCUCCAAUGAGGGCAAGGUGGACCUCGCUAAUGGCACCUCCCAUCUGGUCUUCAUAGACGGGAAGGGAACAGACGAGAUCCACGGCGCCCUAGCGGCUCUGGACUCCGGUGUGGACGGCAGCGGUGAUGGCGCAGACGAUAAGGUCAUCAUUGAAUUACAGGCGCAAAAUGGCGACCACAGACCAGAUCUGUGUGCAAGCGGUCCCUGUCAAAAUGGCGCCACGUGUCAAAAUGGCGGAAACGCCUAUAGCUGCACGUGCCCCGCGGGAUUCCAGGGAAUAAACUGUGAUAUUGACAUAAAUGAAUGUGACAGUUAUCCUUGCCAAAAUGGCGGGACGUGCCGAGACAGUGUCAAUGACUACAGUUGUACCUGUCAUCCAGGGUUCAAAGGGAAAAGUUGCGAGAUCAACAUUGAUGAAUGUGACAGCACACCAUGUCAAAAUGGAGGAAAGUGUCAAGAUGACAUCAACGGCUACAGUUGCAUGUGUCCAGGCGGGUUCCAGGGGAAAAACUGCGAAAUUGCCCCCACUUUCAAGAACCCAUGCCAGUCAUCUCAGUUCCAGGCCGGGCACCUGUUCUUUAAGCAUCCUAGUGACAGGUCCAAAUACGUCCAAUGUGACCUAUGGGGGAACAUGUACAUCGGGAGCUGUCCGGGUAACCUUCUGUGGAGUGAGGUCAUAGACGCCUGCGUCCAUCCUACACAUCACGCCAACUUACUGGGAGGGCGCGGCAAGAGGCUGGCGGUCCUGUUCAAUCCGUGUGCUAUCAAGGCCAACAUCGAUGCUGGUCGCCUGUACCACCCCUAUCCCGGUGACAAAGCCAAGUACAUACAGUGUGAUAAGGUCGGUAAUAUGUUCAUCAAGGACUGCGCUCCAGGGUCUUGGUGGAACCAGCAAAACGAGACCUGCGGUGAUCACGCCAAGCCGGGACCAAAACCGUUCAAUAUCAAAACCACCACCCUUCCCCCAACCACCACCACUACGACCACCCCAAAACCACCCAAAAACCCCUGCACGCAAACGAAUAUAGCAAAUGGGGCUUUGUACCACCCGUACCCCGGAGACAAGACCAAAUACAUCCAAUGCGACCUCUGGGGAAGCAUGUAUGUGAAGCAGUGCGGUGCCGGUACUUGGUGGAAUCAGAAGAACGAAACCUGUGUUGACGCCAUCGCCGAGGCCCUGAUCAAAUACGGUGUUUUCAAGCCUGCUGUUCGUCUGGCAGCCACUCCAACCCAGGCACCUUCAACCAGAACCUGA
Molecule: messenger RNA, 1802 nt
Organism: Lingula anatina
Lineage: Eukaryota; Metazoa; Brachiopoda; Lingulata; Lingulida; Lingulidae
Cellular component (GO): extracellular region
Molecular function (GO): chitin binding; calcium ion binding
Source: RefSeq, a predicted model, not a curated record